Thalassophryne amazonica is the source of this 1342-nucleotide messenger RNA. It is a transcript of the gene ak2, whose product is annotated as adenylate kinase 2. The transcript has 6 exons. Gene Ontology annotation, cellular component: cytoplasm; mitochondrion. The record is from RefSeq and is a predicted model, not a curated record. Bases 119 to 868 code for a protein of 249 amino acids. Gene Ontology annotation, molecular function: ATP binding; AMP kinase activity. Lineage: Eukaryota; Metazoa; Chordata; Actinopteri; Batrachoidiformes; Batrachoididae. Gene Ontology annotation, biological process: ADP biosynthetic process.
GGGGAGAAACGUUGUCAAAAAGGAGGCGAUGGCGCUUCCUUUCCGUUUGACUGCCUCCCUACAGGACGACGCGUAGAAACUUUCUCAAAGUUUUCCUUCUGCAGUUUCCUUCUUCAACAUGGCUCCGAGUGUUCAGCUGAAGGAGACGCUGAAAGACGUCCAGGAGGGAGUCCGAGCCGUUCUGCUUGGACCCCCCGGGGCCGGAAAGGGGACUCAGGCUCCUCGGUUGGCAGAGAAGUACUGCGUUUGCCACCUAGCAACUGGAGACAUGCUGAGGGCUAUGGUGGCUUCAGGCUCUGAUCUCGGCAAGAGGCUUAAGAAGACCAUGGAUGCUGGAAAGCUGGUUAGUGAUGAGAUGGUCGUAGAACUAAUAGAAAAAAACUUGGACACACCCUCCUGCAAGAACGGCUUCCUGUUGGAUGGAUUUCCCCGCACUGUGAAACAGGCAGAGAUGCUGGACAGCUUGUUGGAUAAGAGGCACGAGAAGCUCGACUCUGUAAUCGAGUUUGAUGUUGACAACUCCCUGUUGGUUCGCAGGAUCUGUGGCAGACUCAUUCAUCAACCAAGUGGUCGCUCCUACCAUGAGGAGUUCAACCCACCUAAAGAGCCCAUGAAAGAUGACCUGACGGGCGAGCCUCUCAUCCGGCGCAGCGAUGACAAUGAGAAAACGCUGCUCUCCCGUCUGGCGACCUACCACCGGCAGACAGCUUUACUGGUGCAAUACUACAGAGCCCAGGGAAUUCACACGGCUGUUGAUGCCUCCCAGAGCCCAAAUGUUGUCUUUGCCUCCAUUGUAGCCGCCUUCUCUGCUGCCACUGAAACCACCGCCCGUACCGCCGCCUGUAAAGACCAAGUGUUCUUCAUUUGAACAAGAUGUUUCUUCCUUCACGUGUCUCCUCCUGCUACAUUCUCCUGUUUCUUCCUUAAGGUGUGGGAUUAUACAAGAGCUUAUCAAGUGUCAUCAGUCACCGGCAAAAAAACGCAACAGUCACUUUACAAUAAAUCAGUAACCAUAAAGUAACCGCUGAUCAGCUGCUUCUGCUGUACACCAGAAUACAAUCUGAUGUAACGACAGAGCAAAAUGUUAAAGUUUUUAUAGAAAAUUGGUUUCACAAAUAUCCACUUCUGUUGCCAGUUUGCCUUCACUUGAUGGAUUUGUUUUGCUCUUGUUUAAUCAAUAACUUUGCCCUAUCGGCUUUCUCAGUCUCUCAUUCUCAUACUACUGUGGAAACGUUUGCCCCCCUUUCUGAUUGUCCGUUUUUGCACAUUUGUCCAAAGUGUGUCAGAUGUUCAUAAAGAUUCUGGAGCAAAGAGUAGAAUUCACAGUAAAUAGGUUGUUAAA